This is a messenger RNA of Brassica napus (rape), 2046 nucleotides long. RefSeq lists its product as uncharacterized. Gene Ontology annotation, biological process: DNA integration. The record is from RefSeq and is a predicted model, not a curated record. The transcript has 3 exons. Gene Ontology annotation, molecular function: nucleic acid binding. Lineage: Eukaryota; Viridiplantae; Streptophyta; Magnoliopsida; Brassicales; Brassicaceae. The coding region runs from base 1 to 2046 and encodes 681 amino acids.
AUGGUGGCAACUUGGCUAAUGAACUCUGUUUCCAAGAAUAUUGGUCAGUCUCUCUUGUUCAUGUCUACGGCUGAGUCGAUUUGGAACAAUCUGAUGUCACGUUUUAAGCAAGAUGAUGCUCCACGAGUGUUUGAGAUUGAGCAACGUCUUAGCACUCUUUCUCAGGGAUCUCUUGAUGUUAGUGCUUAUUAUACAGAGCUGAUUACGUUGUGGGAAGAAUAUAAGAACUACAUUAUGCUACCUGUUUGCACUUGCGGUCAUUGUGAAUGCAAUGCGGUUUUGUUGUGGGAACAACUUCAACAACGUGGCCGUGUCACCAAGUUUUUGAUGGGGCUCAAUGAUACUUAUGAGCAAACGCGUCGUCAUAUUCUCAUGUUGAAGCCUAUUCCUACCAUUGAGGAGGCUUUCAACAUUGUAGCUCAGGAUGAAAGGCAGCGUAAUCUCAAACCUGUUGUCCAGACUGAUGCUGUGACAUUACAAACAACAGGACCUGCUGCGGCGUAUAUUGAUUCAAUGGAGUUUGCUGCUGCGUAUAACGCAUAUCGUCCUCGUGGUAAUCGUCCUCUCUGUACACAUUGUGGACAGCUUGGACAUACUGUUGCUAAAUGCUUCAAGCUUCAUGGCUAUCCCCCUGGCUAUAGGCCACCGUCAUCUGGUUAUCAAGGACAGUCCUAUGGAGCUUCUCAACGAUCUUUCACUCCUCGUGGUCAACACAAUUAUACUCCGCGCUCUCAAAUUCCUCCAAAGACUGUUGCUCAGAUGUCUUCUCAUGCUGAUUAUAUUCCGUACAUUCCACCUCCUGCUGUUUUAGCAACUUCUCUGGAUGUCAAUCAGCUGAACUCUUCCCAACUACAGUCUAUCAUUAAACAACUCCAAUCUCGUGUUCAGAUUCCUGAUACUGUUGCUGCUUGUAUAACGGCCUCUAUCACUGAGAAAGGUGUCAUGGAUCCACAAUCAUCAUCUGGUAUCAGUCUCAAUAUCUCUUCUAAUCUUCGAUAUCAGAAUCACAUCUUCACUUUUCACCAUCAAUGUCUUUCCACUCUCUAUAAUUCAUUACCUAAACAAUCUUGGAUCAUUGAUAGUGGUGCUACAAGUCAUGUUUGUGCUGAUCUUUCAAAGUUUCAAGAAGUCUUCGAUGCAUCUAAUCUGACUGUUUCAUUACCAAAUGGAACAACAUUUCCCAUCUUGCAUACUGGCACAAUUAGACUUUCUGAUUCAUUAGUCUUGUAUGAUGUUUUACAUGACCUUUCUCAGGCCUCGAUGAUUGGGAAGGGUGAUGUUUUCAAUAGUCUUUACAUCCUUGAUUUGUCUGCUUCUUCCCCUACUGCUUUACCUGCUGAUAUUUGGGGUCCUUUUUCGAUUGAGCCUGUUGCUGGUCAUAAGUAUUUUCUCACUAUUGUAGAUGAUGCUACUCGUGUGACUUGGGUGUACAUGCUUCGUAAUAAAAGUGAUGUUUCUCUUUCGUUUCCUGCUUUUAUUACUCUUAUUCAAACUCAAUACAAUGCUCAGCUAAAAGCUAUUAGAACUGAUAAUGCUCCAGAAUUACAAUUCAAUGACAUCGUUUUGAAAUAUGGCUUAACUCAUUACUUCUCUUGUGCUUACACUCCUCAACAAAACUCCGUCGUUGAGAGAAAACAUCAACAUCUUCUUAAUGUCGCUAGAGCAUUGAUGUUUCAGUCCCAGAUCCCUUUACCAUAUUGGUCUGACUGUGUUGUGACUGCUGCUUUUCUUAUUAAUCGUUUCCCUUCUCCGUUCUUACAUAACAAAUCACCAUAUGAGCUUCUACUCAAUAAAAUUCCUGAUUACAGUGUUCUUCGUGCUUUUGGUUGUCUGUGUUAUGUUAGCACUUAUACUAAAGAUCAUCACAAAUUUAUCCCUCGUGCUCGUGCCUCUGUCUUCUUAGGUUAUCUACCUGGUUACAAGGGUUAUAAAGUGCUUGACUUAGAGACUCGCUCAGUUUCUAUAACGCGUAAUGUUGUUUUCCAUGAGACUAUAUUCCCUUUGCGAAAUGACUCUUCUCCUGUAUUUGAUUUUUCUCUCAUAUAA